Uncinocarpus reesii 1704 is the source of this 1068-nucleotide messenger RNA. RefSeq lists its product as uncharacterized. The transcript is spliced from 2 exons. Gene Ontology annotation, biological process: small GTPase-mediated signal transduction; vesicle-mediated transport; protein geranylgeranylation. Gene Ontology annotation, molecular function: GDP-dissociation inhibitor activity. Bases 1 to 1068 code for a protein of 355 amino acids. The record is from RefSeq and is a predicted model, not a curated record. Gene Ontology annotation, cellular component: cytoplasm; Rab-protein geranylgeranyltransferase complex; cytosol. Lineage: Eukaryota; Fungi; Ascomycota; Eurotiomycetes; Onygenales; Onygenaceae.
AUGAAGUCGAAGCGAUCUCUCAUGAAGUUCUUAAGAUAUCUAGGUCAGUCUAAUGAAGAAGAGGGCUCUUCCGCCGAGGAAGGCCUCGAUAUGACGUUCCCAGAGUUUCUACAUUCAAGAUUUCAGGUUCCCUCUGAUCUCUUUGAUCCCUUGCGCUCGCUAAGUCUCUCUCCAUAUCCUCUAUCACAAACCACAGCUGGAUAUGCUCUACCGAAAAUAAAAAGACACUUACAAUCCAUUGGUGUAUUCGGACCGGGAUUUUCUUCUGUCCUUGCCAAAUGGGGUGGUGGCUCUGAGAUUGCACAAGUAGCUUGUCGCGCAUGUGCCGUCGGUGGAGGUGUGUACGCAUUAAGCAGAGGCAUUAAAAGUGUGGAAACACCGAAACAGCAUCCACUUGAUGGAAACGUGGACUUGUUGAAUGUACAUCUCAGCAAUGGAGAAUCGGUGCGCACUAGGUUUGUUGUUGGUUCUGCUUGGGAUAUCCUCGCAGACGCGCAGGAAGCAAUAUUUUCGGCUUCCACAAAGGUGUCACGUUCUGUUAUGAUAGUAUCCUCGCCAUUGGAGUCUCUGUUCCCUCCUACGUCAGACAACGGCCCCGUUGCCGCUGGUACAAUCGUUGUGGUUCCAGGGCGAGAAAUUGUGAAAGGAGAUGGAAUUGAUGAACCCCCGCUAUAUUUGCUAUUGCAUUCUAGCGAUACUGGGGAAUGCCCUUCCGGUCAAUGUGUAAUAUAUGGCAGUGUUCUACAGCAACCCGAUCAAGGGCAACCACGCAUUGAUGCUGCGGUAAAACAACUUUUGAAAGCCGCAGACCCCGGAUCAGAAAUUCUUUGGAAAAUGCAGUUUACUCAUUUGGGCUAUCUAGGUUCUGAGGGUUUAUCGAAAGACAAGUUUGCGAGGAAGUCUAGUCAGAUAUUGUUGUUGCCACCGCCAUGCCUUGACAUUGAAUUCAAUGAUUGCAUGAUUGAUCAAGUUCGGCAUGUCUGGAAGGAACUAAUGGGUGCGGAUGCAGAUGACAAGCAUUUCCUUGUGUUUGAGGACCGAGAAGCUUCUGAAGAGCCAGAUUCGUGA